Messenger RNA from Amaranthus tricolor (Joseph's coat), 1097 nucleotides. RefSeq lists its product as uncharacterized. Gene Ontology annotation, biological process: protein import into nucleus. Gene Ontology annotation, cellular component: nucleus. The record is from RefSeq and is a predicted model, not a curated record. The coding region runs from base 152 to 754 and encodes 200 amino acids. Lineage: Eukaryota; Viridiplantae; Streptophyta; Magnoliopsida; Caryophyllales; Amaranthaceae. The transcript is spliced from 8 exons. Gene Ontology annotation, molecular function: small GTPase binding; guanyl-nucleotide exchange factor activity.
AUCGAAACCUGGCUCUGAUAAAUUUUUAAACCGCUUUAUUUUAAAAUCUCCCACUUAUAACCCGAACAACCGUUGCGUCAAUCUCAAGCUCCGACUCAAAAUUUCCAAAACAGUUUAGCAGCCUCUGGAAAAACUCUAGUUUGUUCAAAAAAUGCCUGAAGAAGCUUGUGUUGAGCGCCUUUUAUAUGGUGGCGCACUAUCAAUGACCUUUCCUCUUAGACUUCAGGAUUUGAGCAAUGUGCGGCAAGUGCCGGAUCAUCAGGAAGCAUUUGCUGACCCUAGCCGAGAUGAAAGUCUCAUCAUUGAACUAUUAGAUUUGAAGCAUGAUGUGGCUGAUGAAGCAAGUGCUGUGUGGUUCCUUGAAGAUCUGGCCAAGGAACAGGAUGCUGAAGGCGGAAUGUUGAUUGAACAGUCAGGAGUGUUAGAGGCCCCUAGAUUGUGCUACAGAAGCAUGCCUGCAGUCGUGACCAGUGCAGUUGGUCAAAUGGCCAUAUCUAAAGGACGCCAAGGUAUAGAGGCACAAAAUAUAGUCAGGGUUUAUUUGGCUAAUUUACGUCUUAAAGAAGUUGGCACAGAUGUUUUGAUCGUCGCUUAUGAGCCUGUUGUUAUAAACCCAUUGAGUGAAAGUGCUAGUUCUGUUGGUGCUGGAGUCGUAGCACCUGCUGAACAAUCUGGAUAUAUGCCGAUGGCUGAGGUCUUCAAGCUUUCCGUUUCUACAUUCAAAGUCCAUGACUGGAAUCUCUUUAAUGCUUGAAAGUCGAGUUGGUUGUUCCGGUAAAUAGCGCCAAUCUACUUCCCGAGCUUUGUUUUCAGGAAACCAUGAUCGGAACAUCUCAUUUAGUAGCGGCUUGCUGUAAAAAGAAGGUUGAUGCUUGAAGCUGUCAGUGAUACCUUGUAUAAUAGCUCAUAGUAUGAAUAAAUACAUAAUGAAAUGGCUACAUUUCUUUUGAUUAUCUUUUAUAUAGAAGAAAUGUAUUUAUCAAUUUCGGUUUGACGAAAAAAUAGUUAGUGUGCAAGAGAAAUAGUAAUUUCCCGCUAUUACAUUCCUGUUCUCGCUAUUUUUAAAGGAAAUUAGUCUAGUUAUUUUCGUUGGAUCA